Molecule: messenger RNA, 5347 nt
Organism: Penaeus monodon (black tiger shrimp)
Lineage: Eukaryota; Metazoa; Arthropoda; Malacostraca; Decapoda; Penaeidae
Product: ETS-like protein pointed
Exons: 8
Coding region: 374-2038 (554 amino acids)
Biological process (GO): cell differentiation; regulation of transcription by RNA polymerase II
Cellular component (GO): nucleus
Molecular function (GO): DNA-binding transcription factor activity, RNA polymerase II-specific; sequence-specific DNA binding
Source: RefSeq, a predicted model, not a curated record
AGGGGUAGCCCGUAGGAGACGUCCAGUGGCACCCGCGACAUUGAAAGUUGUGAACUAACAACUGUUUUACAAAGUGAUCUCAGGGUGCAUGUGGACAGAAAUAUUAUUUUGAAACCUAGAUUAUUAAUUACAAAUGUAUAUGGACAAAUAUAUAUGGACAACUAUUUAUUAUUACAAAAUCAAAGCGAAAAUAGAAUAAUUAUUUUAUAACUCGUUAAUAAACACACACAUAAAAAAACACGUUAACAAGCGUUUAAGUGAAUGAAAGAACGGUAAAAGUGCUAAUAGACGUCACAAUAUUUGGCAUUGCUUCGAGACACUGAAAAUUGGUGUUGGAACUCGGUUGGUGGCUGUGGCAUCGAAAGAAGUGCCAAUGACGCUGAAGCAGUGUUAUGCCACCCCCCCUCCCCCCUUGACGACGCCCUCGGGAGUAAGGGUUGUCAGGCCGAGGACGCACGACCAGUUCUUUGACUUCAAGUCCGUCUGGAUCGACACUCACAGGAUCCUCAACAAUGCAAACCUGCCGGCGCCGGUCCCUCCCCUCACGCCGGGCACAACCAAGAAGAUGACUGACGCUCUCAGGGCCUCCUUCGCGUCUUGGGAGAAGGAGAGGGAGAAACACAACAUCACCAAAGACCCCAAGCAGUGGACCGAAGACCACGUGAGACAGUGGCUGGUCUGGGCCAUCAAAGAUUUCAGCCUCGAGGGCGUGUCGGUGCACGAGUUCCAGAUGAAAGGGCGCGACCUGGUGGGCAUGGGGCGGGAGUCCUUCCUGGCCCGCACGCCGCCCUUCAUGGGGGACAUCCUCUGGCAGCAUCUCGAGUUCCUUCAGAAAGAUGUCGAGGAGGAGUCCGCCUCGCUCGCCCACGUGCCCUCCACCUUCCACGAGUAUGUGCCAGACUUCAACGAGUUCCUGGAGGGCUACACAGGUCCGAUGCCCGAGCACCGCCUCAACCCCGUCCUCUCCGCCUCCCCGUCGUCACACGUCCCUCCUCCACCGGCGUCACUGCCUUCGUCGGCGCUCCCGUCGCAGGCCUCCGUCGCUUCCACCGCCGCCUCGUCGUCCGCCACUACCACGCCCGCCCACACCACGUCGCCGUCCAACACGUCGUCCAGCACUCCGCACGCCACGACUGCGCAGACUCUACAGUACCUCGAAGAAAAGAGAAGAAUGGGCUGGAGCCGCAACGGUGGAUACCCGAGCGCCGAGAGCAUGGGCGCGGUAAGCGAGCCUCCCUCAGAGGGCUCUCCAAGUGGCUUCGUCCCUCCGACUUACAGUGACGCCGAUACCGAGUCCUACCACGCCCUCCCAGACUCCCAUCACGCCCAUUACCUCGACCCGCCCCCACACGACUUCUACAGCCUCCACGACAAGUAUCGACUCUCCUACUUCAAGUACCCACAACCCGCCCCACACCGGUACUCACACGAAUACCCAGAUGGAUAUUCCACUCCCCACUACGACCCACAGUUCCAGACAGUACCCCAGGCCCUGUCGGAGCCGUGGGCGCCGGUGGGAGCGCAGGGGCACGACCUGUCACAGGUGCACAGCGUAGGAGCAACCUCCCUGCCGCACUAUCUCCCUCCCCGCCCCGUCGACGUCCCGACUCCCGACACCAAGCCGCCGCCAGGCCUCAUCGGCCCCAACUCCGCCACCCUGGGCUACCCUACUGCCGGAGGAGGCCCCUGCUUCACCGGUUCUGGGCCCAUUCAGCUGUGGCAGUUCCUCCUAGAACUGCUGACAGACAAGAAGCAGCAGCAGCACAUCUCGUGGACUGGCGACGGCUGGGAGUUCAAGCUCACCGACCCCGACGAGGUGGCUCGGCUCUGGGGCUUGAGAAAGAACAAGCCUAAGAUGAACUACGAGAAGCUGUCUCGGGGGCUUCGCUACUACUACGAUAAGAACAUCAUUCACAAGACAGCCGGAAAGCGAUACGUGUACCGUUUUGUCUGCGACCUCCAGUCACUCCUUGGUUAUUCUCCGGAGGAACUACAUGCGAUGGUUGAUCUCAAGCCCGAGAAGAAGGACGACGAUUGAGCUCGGAGCUCCGCCGUGCCUUGCCCUCCCCGCCCCCAGAGAUAGAUAUCACCAAGGUCCGACCUCGGCAAGACACACGGGGACCUGGAUCCGCUACGUUCGAGGCAAACGAGUGGUUCCGAAGAUGUUAUAUGUCCGCCAGGUGCCGUCAUGUUGGACCCUAACUUUUAAAAAAGAAAUUAUAAAAUUUAAAGAAAUGAAGCUAAUUGCUGCUGCGAAGCCCCUUGGCUUCUUUGUUGUAUGUUAGCCAAGCAAUUACAUUUCAUACAAGUUAAACUUUGUCGACUGGCUAUAUUUGCAUUUUAUCUAUAGACGACCCCACUAUCUAUGUGGGACCAUUUUAAUAGUUUUAUUUUUGUAAAUACAGUAUGCCAUUAAUGUCGGGCAUUUAGACUAGAUUGUAUGUUUAUAUAGUCAGAUGUGCGGAGGAUUUUGCCCAGUCUGCAUUGAUGCACUGCUUGGUGCUUGCAGGCUGUGAUGGUGACCAUGGUGCCUGAAGGCAUGUUGGUGAGCCUGGUGCAUGCAGUCUGUAAUAGUGACCAUAGUCCCUGAAGGCACAUAGUGAUUCUGCUGCCUGCAGUCUGUGUUGGUGAUCCUGGUGCCUGCAGUCUGUGUGGUGACCCUUGGUGUCUGCAGUUUAAUCUGGUGCACUUAUGUUUGCACAGUUCAAUUAGUGCACACUGAUACUCUGCGCAGUUAUGUUGCCUACAAUGUCUUUGGUGCAUCAGGUGUUAUCUGUGCGCAGUUUUCGUAACCAGCCAAAUGUACCUGUACUUGUUCUCUGCACAAGGCCCGACUGUAAUAUUAAUCAAUAUUUUUAGUUACUGACUAGUGAUUUGUGGAGAUGACUGAUGAGUGCUUUCAAAACUACAAGUGCUAUAUAUUAGUGUCAAAUUAGUAGACGCCACGGAUUGGAGUGGCCAUUUUUAUUUUUGCAUAAAUGAUCUAUAUAGCCCUUAGCUUGCUGUCACUAACUUCCUGAACGAUUGUGGUGACAUGGACAGCAUUGAUAAAUUUAGAUGACAUUCUAUUUUUCAGUCUUUACUAUGAUUUAUAGGUCGUAUCAGUAACUCAUCAGAGCAGUGAAUAAUCUUUCAAUGCUGUUAGUGAUCCCAUUUUACAAAAAACAAACAAAAAAUAUAUAUAUAGCUUGGUGCAAAAAGAAGCAAUUCCUCCAACGUGCCUUCCUGUUCUGAAUUCCCAACAAGGUCUUUACCCACCCAGCGUUGUACCAGUGUAGGCGAUCAGAUGCUUAUGGUACUUUACAAACCCUUAAGAAAAUAAAAAAUAAACGUGGUGAUAUUUUUUCUAACCAAUGAUUCCAGGUCACAAUGACUGACUGUGAUGUAGCGGAAAGCAAAGUUCAGUAAACCGAUAUUAUAAUUCAUUUUUCUAUUGUCUAAAAAAUAAAUAUUUUGUACUGAUUGUAAAUGCUUUACAACAACUUUGUGACUGGAUGUUAUGGUGUUCCAUUGUUAAUUGUGAUAACUUGUUGAAGAUAUUAAAUGUUAGAUUUUUUUCUUUAUUGUGACAAUCAAGUAGGAAGUGUUCGUACAUUGAUGGACAUAGGAACAGUUGCGAAAUUCUGCAAUGUCGUUCACUCAAACAAGUAUCCCAGUGAGAUCAUGUGAGUCUGAGCUCAUUAGAAGGUUUACUUGUCUAGACACCGAGAAUCUUCCUGCCACCAUACAGCCAUGCCACUUCUAACUUUGCGCAACUGUAUGUGCCAAUGCCAUUUUUUGUGUUUGUAAAUAUAAAUGCACAUCAAAAUUUAAUAUUGUGUUUGAUAAUAACAUUGAUGUUUAUUAUCAUAUACAUUGUGAAUUCUAAAUCUUCCUUUCUUUCAAAACCAAAAAAAGAAAAAAAAAAUUAUGACAUUCAUUUUGUGUACUGAAAGGAUAGUGCAAUUGAAGGUUGUUCCUUUGCAAGUUCCAGUGUAGUAAUACAUUGUAAUGUCUCAAGUCAAGGGCCAUGGCCAUGGUGUCUGAGUGAGAGGAUCAUCUGACGUACAUUUGGUGCUGGAUGUUCGUGCACAAACUUUUUAACAAACGCCCAUGUGCAGUGCCUGACUUAAUACAAACUCAAAGUUCUAGCCAAUUCCCACCUUUUCAAGCAGUCUUUGGUGAAUCGCACCAAGGAACUGGAUAACAGAGCUUUUGUAAUGUUCAUUUGUAACUUUCUCCAGUAUUCACGUUGCUUAUUAUAUUUAGAAUAUUUUUCCAAAGAAUAUUUUUCCAAUAUCUUUAUUCAAACUCUUCCACCAUCUUCCAAUAUAUAUGAUUAUCUCAUAUGUACUUGUAGACUGGAGGGCACUAUUAAAACAAGUUCUAUAUUUGAUAACUGACGUGUUGACCCCCUGGUGUAUUCAGACAGUGCGUGUGUGUGUGUGUGUGCACCAGUGUGUGUGUGUGGGUGUGCGUGAUUAUCGUGAACUGACAAUUUGGGAAGCUCUGACUAACCAACUGCCAAAAAAUCUUGAACUUCAACAUUCAUACUCUUACUGGGCAUACAUCCAAUGUUUAAAGUAGGAAAAAAACACGCUUGACAUUUUCUUUGAAAUCUGUGUUAAAUGGAUGUUUGUCUUUAGUAAUAUGAAAUGAUUUUGAAGUUCAUAAUUUUUGGGGUUGUCUUAUUUUGACGAAUUUCCCUUUGCUGAUUUCAUUGGUAAUGUAAGGUUAUUUUGACCUCUAGCCUUUUAAAAUGCAUUUAUCCUUUAAUGCAAAGCAACCUUCUAUUACCAUGAAAGACCAGCUUCAAUGAUGCCAAAAAAUGUGUGCAUCAUUAUUUAAGGCCAAAUUUAAUAUUUAUUUUCAUUAUGCUGUAUCUUGUUUUCUCCGCAUUCUGGACUUGAUGUGUACAUAUUUAUGUUUUGUCACUAGUUUAAGAAUUUUGAAUGUUGAAGUUAGCUAAAUGUUAAUUAUACAUUUCCAAAGUAUGUAAUUAUAAUUUCAUGCUUUAAGCUCUAGUUGUAAUGCUAUUUUAAGUUCAGAAUUUGCUCCUAUGAUUUUUUUUAUUUAAUAAAGAAGUAAAAUCUGGUCGCUGUUUUGAAUGUAUUUACAUAAUGUAAAUGAUGGUGAUGAAAUGUGAAUGAUGUUGGGGAAAUUAUGUUUUUUUUUGUUUUGUUUUUGUUUUUUUUUAUGGACAGUAACCUGCUGUACAGAGUAGUAGGUUUCAGAGUUGUAUAAAUAUCAUUGAAUCUCAACUAUUCGGCUUCAUUUCAGCAAAAUUCCAAAUACCCGUUACUAUAAAGGAAAUGCUGCUGUAUAUAGAGGAUAUGUAAAAAGCUAAAAAUAAAAGAAUGAUUGUCAA